AUGUAUGCGCCAGCGUACGAGGUCAACCCGUUCGGUGUCGUUCGGCACAGGGGGAGCCAUGUACCGGCCCCCCGUAACAUAGGGAAUGGUGGCCACGUGUACGUGCGCCUCGACAGUUGGGCGGCUGUGGCAGAGGAGGAGGAGGAGGAGGAGGAGGAGGAGGACGACGACGAGGCGGCGGUGGCGGCGGCUGCAGAGGAUGGUGGUGACGGUGAUGAGGCCGCGCCGCCAGCUGCUGCACUAGUUGUUGGGAGGGGGGGGGCAGCAGGAGGGUGGGGUGGCGGGCUGCCGGUGGUGGGGUGGCCAAGGUAUCGCAAGUUAGCAGUGCGCAAUCUCGUCGCGCUGGCGCACCUGGAUGGCGCGGCCGCGGCUCUCAAGAUGACGGCAGAGGGGACUCAGGUUCGGGGCGGGAGGCGACGAGGAGGAGCACGAGGAGGAGGAGGCGCAAACGGAGGAGGGAACAAGAAGGGUUUGGGGGGGGGACAACCGCGGAAGGACACAGGAGAUGUUCCACUGAUGCUAUUAUUAUAUCUAUAUGUCUAA
Molecule: messenger RNA, 543 nt
Organism: Volvox carteri f. nagariensis
Lineage: Eukaryota; Viridiplantae; Chlorophyta; Chlorophyceae; Chlamydomonadales; Volvocaceae
Exons: 2
Coding region: 1-543 (180 amino acids)
Source: RefSeq, a predicted model, not a curated record